AUGAUUCAACAUGCAAAACCCGAAACCUACCCGCCUUCAGUUACAGAGGACACUGGGGCGUGGCCAGGGGAGCCAGGCAGCUCCAAGGUCUUGCGUAAGCCCCAGAGGCAGGUGCUCUUCCCCCUCCGCAUUCACUCACCCCAGCCGGGCUCGGCGCUCCCGGGCUCGGGCUCGGCGCUCCCGGGCUCGGGGCUCGCGCUCCGGCAGAGCUGCACCCGCCGCUCCCGGGCCCUCCCCCUCCGUCCCUCCGCGCUCCCUCCCCCACCACCAACCUGUUACUCCCCUCCGGAGCUCCACCCCCAUUGGCCGUCACCACCCGCCCCGCCUUACCCUUCCUCUGGUUGGUCCGUUUCCCUCGAGGGGCGGGGCCAUUCGCCGCAGAGAAUUGGACCGGGGGUCGCCGGCCGGGGUGGCGGGGCUGGGUCACGUGGGCCGGCGGGCGGUGGAGCGCUGCGGGCGGGGCGGCAAGGGGCAACCGGAGGCCAUUUUGGGGGCGUAAUGGUUGGCGGUGUGUGGCCGCCCCCGCCCGGGCCCAGGAGAUGCCCGCUAGGGCAUCUUCUCGCCCUUGCUGGAAAGCAGCCCUCUGUCUCCGCGGUUCUCGACGGGAAUCUCUGUCUAGACCGCUUUCUGCCCUUCACCUCUCUACACAUAAAUCAGAUUGCUCUGAUGUCCUUUUGUAGAGGGUAUCUCCCUGGUCCUCAAAACGCCAGAGCUCCGCGACUUCAGUUCGUGUCGCUUCUCCCCAGCCAGAGCCGCAGCCCCUAUCUUCUGGCCUCCACAAAUCAUUUUCCAGCCUGGGAGGAGAGACUUGGUUAUAUUUUGAGAAUAAGCCAAAAGGGUGAGCAAGAUUCAAGAAAUAAGGGAGAGUGUGUGAGCAAGCAAUCAAAGCCUGGACCUAGAGGAAAAGGUAAAGUCUGUGUUCUGGAACUUAAAUUGGAAGACCAGAUAAGGAGUGAGGAGUUGAAGUUGAGUCAGAUCACUCUAGUUCACCACAUUGUACAACCUGCCAAAAAGAAGGGUGAUUCUGAGGGCUGGAGACUUUGUAAACCAGUUUUGGAACUAUUGGAAUUAUCUACAAACCUACAGAAGAAUACAGCAGUGGCUCCUCGUCAGGUGGCAGUCUUGGCGGGUCAAGAGGAUCCAGUGCAGCGGGAGAGUCACCAGGACUGGGCGAACCAGGAAUACACUGAAGUCAUCACCAGCAGCAUCGAGAAAAUCGCGGACUUUCUCAACUCAUUUGAUAUGUCUUGUCAUUCAAGACUUGCAACACUAAACGAGAAAUUGACAGCCCUCGAACGGAGAAUAGAGUACAUUGAAGCACGGCUGACAAAAGGUGAGACCCUUACCUAGAACUACACCACGCUGCUGCUGGGAAGUUGCUUUACGGAAUACAGGCCAAGGCGGGAAAGUCCCCAGCAGCCUCAGCUCCUCCCUCUCUCCUUAAAGAGCAACAGGGCUUAUUCUUGUUUUUCUUUUUUCAAAAGCGUGGCCUUUGGGCUCUGCCACGUACGUCGGUGUGUGAUGUGGCAUGUGGGAAGACGUCCAGGGGAGCUCUUGGAACCAACAUUAGGCAUUUUAUCUUUUAAGUAACAUUUUGUAGAACUGUUUGUCAGUGUAUUUGAGGUGCUCCGAGCCAAACGCUAGGACUCUUUGUCAAGGUCCUCCCCACCUCUCUUUCUCUCUCUCUGACUUUCCUUACAGCUCUCAUUGCCUCUGCAUUGAUUCUAUAAACAGUCUUUGUCUCCUUUCCACCUUUGGUGGGGGGUGGAAAGCAGUCCUGGCUGAGACACUUACGCCCUGGCAAGGUGGCCACCAGAGAAUGUUGUUCCUAACCCACCAGUUUCUUGUCCUUUUGGGGAGGUCAAGGCCAGGCCCCCACUUGGCUUGAAGGGACAUUUUCAGAUUUUUCUUUUUGUCACUUGGGGUGUCUUUGCCUCUCAUAUUUCCCUAAUAAACUCCUCAACUUAAAAAAAAAGAAA
Messenger RNA from Odobenus rosmarus divergens (Pacific walrus), 1979 nucleotides. RefSeq lists its product as uncharacterized. The record is from RefSeq and is a predicted model, not a curated record. The coding region runs from base 1 to 1350 and encodes 449 amino acids. Lineage: Eukaryota; Metazoa; Chordata; Mammalia; Carnivora; Odobenidae. The transcript is spliced from 4 exons.